CUCGCUAUUGGAUGGCGCUGUUUCCGGGGCUCUGUAGGUUGACGUUUCUCGGUCUGCCUUGAGAGACAGACCGGGGAGAAUGGCUGCCAGUGGAGAGGUAGGGAAGCUGUUACAAGUUCAAAAUGGAACUCCUCUAAGCACCAACUACAACGGGGUAGAUGCUGUCCACGCCUGUACCAUUCUUCAGCAGCUCAAGUCCUUGUACGAUGAAGCUCAGCUGACAGACAUCGUUGUAGAAGUGGACCAUGGGCAGACAUUCUCCUGUCAUCGAAAUGUCCUUGCUGCCAUCAGCCCAUAUUUUAGGUCCAUGUUCACCAGUGGCCUUACAGAGUGCAACCAGCCUGAAGUCAGGAUCGUAGGAGUGGAAUCUGAAUCCAUGAACCUAGUCUUGGAUUACGCCUACACGUCAAGGGUGACACUUUCGGAGUCCAAUGUCCAGGCCCUGUUCACAGCAGCCAGCAUCUUCCAAAUCCCUGCCCUGCAGGACCUUUCUGCCCAGUUCAUGAUCAGCCGCCUAGACCCACAGAACUGUAUCGGGGUCUACAUGUUCGCUGAUGCCUAUGGCCACCAAGAGCUGAGGGAGCGUUCGCAAGAUUACAUCCGCAAGAAGUUUGUAUGCGUGUCGUGGGAGCAGGAGUUCCUCCAGAUGACGAAGGAGCAGCUCGUCAGCAUCCUCAACAACGAUGACCUGAACGUGGAGAAGGAGGAGCACGUGUACGAGAGCAUAGUACGCUGGCUGGAGCACGACCGGCCAGGCCGCGAGGGCAGCCUCGCGGAGGUGUUCUCCCAGUGCAUCCGUCUGCCCUUGCUGGACGAGGCCUUCCUCAGCCGCAUACCUGCCCCCUUUGCCUGUGCCCUCUCCCUUUCCAAGGACCCCACCGAGGCCAAAACCGGCCUCAACGGCACCAAUGGUUGCUCCCAGCGCCUGGGCAUGACGGCCUCGGAGAUGGUAAUCUGCUUUGAUGCUGCACACAAACACUCAGGAAAGAAGCAGACCGUGCCUUGCCUGGACACGGCCACUGGCCGAGUGUUCAAGCUCUGCAAGCCCCCUAAUGACUUCCGAGAGGUGGGCAUACUGGUGUCCUCCGAGAACGACAUCUUCAUUGCAGGAGGCUACCGGCCCAGCAACAGUGAGGUGUCCAUCGACCACCGUGCCGAGAGUGACUUCUGGCAAUACGAGCACGCAGGGAAUAGAUGGCUUCCACGAGCGCCUCUGCUGCGGGCUAGGAUUGGCUGCAGGCUGGUGCACUGCUGCGGGAAGCUCUAUGCACUUGGGGGCCGCGUUUAUGAAGGCGAUGGGAGGAAUGCAUUAAAGUCCGUGGAGUGCUACGACGCCAGAGACAACUGCUGGUCAGCAGUCAGCCCCAUGCCAGUGGCCAUGGAGUUCCACAGUGCUGUGGAGUACAAGGAUCGUAUCUACAUUCUCCAAGGCGAGUAUUUCUUCUGCUUCGACCCCCGUAAGGACUACUGGGGCCAACUGUCUCCAAUGGUUGUCUCGAGGAGUCAGGGUCUGGCUGCCUUACAUAAGAACUGCAUCUACUACAUUGCUGGCAUCUGCAGGAACCACCAGCGCACCUUCACGGUAGAGGUCUACGACAUAGAGCAGAACACGUGGAGCCGGAAGAGAGACCUGCCCUUCGACCAAGCCACCAGCCCCUACAUCAAGGCCAUGCUGCUCCAGGGCAAGCUGCACCUGUUUGUGCGAGCCACGCAGGUCAUGGUGGAGGAGCACGUGUUCCGCACCAGCCGCAAGAACUCGCUUUACCAGUACGACGACGAGGCCGACCUAUGGACCAAAGUCUACGAGACUCCGGAUCGCCUGUGGGACCUUGGCCGCCAUUUUGAAUGCGUGGUCGCUAAACUUUACCCUCAGUGUCUACAGAAAGUGCUCUGAGGCAUCCCUCUGGACACGUGUUGGGAACCCAAUCUUGGAAGGCAGAAGGAGUGUUUGGGCCCUGCCUGCCUUGUGCCUGGUGCUACCUUGGUUCUUUGCACCACAGGGACUGUUGUCAGUUGAGUUGAUCAGGAAGGGGUGCUUUUAAAGAUUGCAGUAUUUUGUUUUUUUCUCUUCAGAAUGCACCAACCACCAACACUGAUGCUUGUUUUGCGAAAUCGUACAAUGAAUCGUAAGUGCAAUUAUGUUUGCUUGUUCUUGAGCCUUGUUGUUCCAUUUUAUAUGGAGGCAUAUAAUUUUACACAUGAUAAGCAUGCUGUUUUUUUGGGGGGUUUUCUUUCGCUAAAACGUCCCUCAGAGUGUGGAUGCUAGGUGUCACCAUAAAGUCAAAAUCUAUAUCUAAAUGAUUCUACAUAUUUUAUUCAUACGGGUAAGAUGAGCACUGGCUCAUGAUUCGAUCACUAGCUCAGAUAGAUGUUUCUUUUGGGGGGUUCUUUAAUGCUAAGCUAAUUCUCGGCAACCAUUUUGUCAAGUUUUCAGUUGAAUUGUUGUGAUUUAGUAUGCUUGAAGCACGUCACUUUUUGACACCAAUUGUAUCCUCACCAAUCCGGGUGUUGGGAACCAACACAGGUUUGAGCUGUCUGAUAUUUAACUGCAUGGAGGAUGGAGGUGCUUCCUCCCUUAGGUGAGCGUCUUGUUUGUGUCAUAUGACAACUUAAGUGAAUAGUUCAAAUAUUUCUUCUCCACAUUGGAGAAAUAAAUAAAGUCCAACUUGUGGCAAAUACUAAGUUCAGAACGCCUAGCAGGUUUACCUCAGCAAGUACACAAAUCUGGCAAAUGGAUAAGGCCAAUUUAUUAUGUUUGCCAAAGUGUAAGACGCUUGGUUAAAAGUUUUUUUUUUUUGUCUUCUCCCUCGUGAAUGAGGUCAUGUUUUCAUCUAGACUUGGACAUUGAAAAUAUAUAUGGUAGCAAUAACUAAUGUAACUAUGAUUAGGCUAUAUUAGGUUGUUUUACCUUUGUAGAAAGUGCAUUAUUUCAUUAGAGGCCUGUCUUUUCUAGUUUAAAUCAUGUAGGUCUUGAUAUUGAGUGUGUGGGUCAUAUGGAUGUAGACUUGAAGUGUUUCUAUAAUGAACGGUGCAGAUCCCUAGGGGAUGUCAUUGUGCCUAUGGGUAGAUAUGGGACAUCAGAAUCAUGUACUGUCCUGAUCCAGAGGAAUAUCUGUCUUACUUGACAUUGCACUGAAUCAUUCUCCACCUAACUGCAAACUUUACGAAGCACCCUCCUGAACAUUGUGUGUGUGUGUGUGUGUGUGUGUGUGUGUGUGUGUGUGUGUGUGUGUGUGUGUGUGUGUGUGUGUGUGUGUCCCACAAGUGAGUCUGGAAGAGCUGACUCAUACCGAAAUGUUGGUGCUGCUUUUUAUGGACAAUCUUGUAUAAAAGUAAUACAGUCAUCUAAUAAUGUUCCCGGUUCAACAAUGACAUUUCUUCAUGCAGGUAACUGUCCAUAUUUGCACUACUCUGCACCCUUUUAUUUUAUCGAAUCUUCAAAGGAAUUUAUUUUGUCCCUCCAAAUCAUUUAUCUACAAUCAAGCUGUUAGAUUCAACCCCUUUUUGACUGGAGAUUAAUACAAGAGUUCAAUUCAGAUGGAGCUAUCUCCAAGUGACCUGGCUUCAGAAAAACCCAGCCAAUGUGGGGAUUGGAGAUUCCAACCAUAUGCCUCCGUACAGCCAUGUGGUAACCAGUAACAGAACUCUCAGGAUAACUAUUGAUACAGUACUGUAUUUAAAUGUUUGUUAUGUGUAAAAUACUGUACAAUAGGUUUGCUGUACUUGCACAGUUUUGAAAUGUACUUUUUUGUUUUUUUUAUAACUUGAAAGAUAGAUGUGAUUUUUGAGUUUUACCAUUUUUCUUUGGUAAUGUUAGAGUAAUUUUGUGUUGUAAAAAAAUAACAUUUAUUUAGAUCUUUCUUUGUUCUUUUUAGUAUAGUUUUAAUUGUAACAUAUCAUUCAAAUCAAGCAUUACAGAUGGAUAGUUAUAACAGUUUCACCACACCAGUCAUUUUCAUGCAACGAGCUAAGAAUCAAUCAUUGUGCUUUCUGUGUCAGUGGGUUGAGAUACCCAGCUCCUUUCUGGUUGUCAAUAUGCAUAUGGUGCUAUACCGUUGAACUCUUCCUGCAUUUUUUGUUUGUGAAUAGGGUCUGAUUACAGCUGUGGCCUGGUUCUUCCAUACCUUUUGAACUUCCUUUUUAAGCAAUUGAGCUCAUGCCAAUUAGGCCUUUCUUUCUCUAGCCAACCAAUCCACUUAGCUAUAGCAAACUUUCAUGGCAGAAGGGUGUGUACCCACUGAAAUCCUAUGUCUUGAGAUUAACCACAUUUAUGUUGGAUUUCAAUACACUAUCGAGUCAGUUUCAUGUGAGUGAACAAUGGCAUGGACAGUGUUUAGUUUAUUUGUUCACAGGCGUUGCUUUAUGGAACUGAAUCAAUAGUUAAUUUUCUGAGUCCAACCAUUAUUCCCCCCGUUCGGUGACUCUUGUGUAAGGGGUCAGUUAGUGUUAGGAGUUGACAGUGCUUGCCCUGCUAUUCCCUACCGCAAACUCGAAAGAGCCAUAGGCAUUUCUAUGUUGUCCAGUCCAGAAUUUGCCUCCACAGCUGUAAUCGGAUGACAUCGGGCAUUUUGUCACUAUUUGCUGGUUUGUUAUUGGGGUUUCGGGGUAUAGGGGUGGUUGAGCUUAACUGUGAAAUUCACAUUGCACAUACUUUUGAGAAUAAAACCAUGAGAACAAAGAA
Messenger RNA from Gadus morhua (Atlantic cod), 4681 nucleotides. It is a transcript of the gene kbtbd8, whose product is annotated as kelch repeat and BTB (POZ) domain containing 8. Gene Ontology annotation, molecular function: protein binding. The transcript is spliced from 5 exons. Lineage: Eukaryota; Metazoa; Chordata; Actinopteri; Gadiformes; Gadidae. The record is from RefSeq and is a predicted model, not a curated record. The coding region runs from base 80 to 1894 and encodes 604 amino acids.